Eruca vesicaria subsp. sativa (arugula) is the source of this 327-nucleotide messenger RNA. Lineage: Eukaryota; Viridiplantae; Streptophyta; Magnoliopsida; Brassicales; Brassicaceae. The record is from the annotation of a GenBank genome assembly.
AUGGUGGAGAUGCACGAGAUGGUUCCAGGAAAACGUUUCGACCGUUACCACGAGCUUGGACAACACGCAUUUGGAGAGAAGCUUGGACUCUACAUAGUCGUUCCGCAACAGCUGAUCGUUGAAGUCGGCGUUUGCAUCGUUUAUAUGGUCACAGGUGGAAAGUCUCUCAAGAAGUUUCAUGAACUCGUGUGUGAGAAUUGUAAAUCGAUUAAACUCACUUACUUCAUCAUGAUCUUUGCAUCUGUUCACUUCGUCCUGUUUCAUCUCCCUAACUUCAUUUCCAUCUCGGGUGUCUCUCUUGCUGCCGCUGUGAUGUCUCUCAGGUAA